AUGACCUACCUGGCCCCACUGCCGACGUUCUACCGGAUCUACAGGAGCAAGUCGACGCAGGGGUUCCAGUCGGUCCCGUACGUGGUGGCGCUCUUCAGCGCGAUGCUGUGGAUCUACUACGCGCUCCUCAAGUCCGACGAGCUCCUGCUCAUCACCAUAAACUCUGCCGGCUGCGUCAUCGAAACCAUCUACAUCGUCAUGUACCUCGCUUACGCGCCAAAGCAAGCCAAGCUCUUCACGGCGAAGAUCCUCCUCCUCCUGAACGUGGGUGUGUUCGGCCUCAUCCUACUUCUCACGCUGCUGCUAGCGGGGGGCGAAAAGCGCGUAAUCAUGCUUGGGUGGGUCUGCGUCGGCUUCUCCGUCAGCGUCUUCGUCGCGCCCCUCAGCGUCAUCCGUCUUGUGGUGCGCACCCGGAGCGUCGAGUUCAUGCCUUUUUCACUCUCCCUCUCUCUCACCGUCAGCGCCGUCGUCUGGUUCCUCUACGGCCUCCUCAUCAAGGACAAAUAUGUUGCCCUUCCCAACAUCCUCGGGUUUGCCUUCGGGGUGAUCCAGAUGGGGCUCUACGCUCUCUACUGCAACGCCACGCCCAGGCCGGCGCCAAAGGAGGUGGAUGCACCCAUGCCAGAGCACGUCAUCAACGUCGCUAAGCUCGGCCCGGCAGCUGCCAUGGAGCUCAACACACCAGCUGCCGUCCGGCCAGCAACGACGGAGAACAUCGUGGCUUGUGCCAGCGGCGAGACCAAAGAGAUCAGCGUCGAGAAGAUUUACAUUUUUUUUUUGGUUGAAGCUGGCAUGCUGCUGUGGCAGUGGACGGCGCUUGGAAUCCAAAUCUGCUCUGCUGCUAAAUCAUCACUGUGGAGAGCUCUUGCACAUGGUCCGGAUUUGAUCCAUCAGAUUCUCUUCGAGCUAAAGAACACUCAGGAGCUGAUAUAUCUCCUUCCAGAGCCGGUUAACAGCACAAACCCCCCAUCUAACAACUACACAAGAUCGAUCACUCCAAAUUUGCCAAUGAGGCCGAGGGAUCAUAUGUGGAAGAAACCUUCCUAUGGCAUGGUGAAAGUUAACGUUGAUGCAGCUUUUCAUGCAGACACACUCUCGGGAGCAAGUGGAGCUGUUGUUCGAGAUGACAAGGUAGAUUUUAUUGCUGCGGCUUCUUGGUUUAUACCGCAUGUUUGGGAUGUUGAUUCGGCUGAGCUCAUGGCAAUACGGAAUGGUAUUUAUCUUCUGUCAAGUAUUGGAUGCACUAAAAUAGAGGUAGAAUCAGACUGCUUGUUUGCGGUGGAGACACUUCAGAGCAUGGAUGAUUAUAUGAGGCCUGACGGUGCUGUGGUAGCGGAGUGCAAGCAAUUGUCCAUCGACUUUAACAAACUUUCCUUUAAACAUUGCUACAGAGAAGCGAACCGGGUAGCAGAUGAGUUAGGAAAACAUUGCUUUAGUAUAAGAGUUCCUGGUUCUUGGGAUGAUAUAAUCCCGGACUUUAUUUCUCAUCUCCUUGUAAACGAUAUGAGCAUUAUUUGA
Messenger RNA from Triticum turgidum subsp. durum (durum wheat), 1518 nucleotides. The record is from the annotation of a GenBank genome assembly. Lineage: Eukaryota; Viridiplantae; Streptophyta; Magnoliopsida; Poales; Poaceae.